Messenger RNA from Linum trigynum, 646 nucleotides. NCBI's taxonomy places the organism in Eukaryota, Viridiplantae, Streptophyta, Magnoliopsida, Malpighiales, Linaceae. The record is from the annotation of a GenBank genome assembly.
GGCAUAAACCAAACUCUCUGGCUCCUAGCACGAGAGAGAGAGCUAGCGGAGGCAAGGAUAAGAGGUGAAGAAAGGGGACAACAUUUGGGUCCCGGUGCUAGUGGAGAAGAAGUCGAAGAAGUGGAAGUUGAACCCGUCGUUGGAGUAGAAAUGGAGGGGAACCAAAGAGAACCAGGAGCCUCCCAAGCUCGUAAUCUAAACGAUGCGGCAACGGAAGAGGAAGCCCCAAGGAAUGGGAUACUAUAUGGCCCCACGGCUGGCGUACAUUCAAUCAUCAAUCCUACACCCUCCCGUGGCGGCUUACAAUUUCGAGAUCAAGCCGGCUAUAGUGACUAUGAUACAUAACAAUGCUUUGUUCCACGGUCUUCAGAGCGAGUCACCAAGAGAGCACAUGCAAAGAUUCUUAGAGCUCACGGGGAGCUUGAAUAUCAAUGGCAUGCCGGCUGAAGCUUUGCAACUGAGGCUUUUCCUCUAUUCACUUGCGGGGAAAGCACUCCGGAGGCUAAACAACCGCCCGCCUCGUUCAAUAACCUCAUGGGACGAUCUUCUCAACAAAUUCAUGUCCCUCUACUGCCCGCCCUCAAAGACGGCGUAGUGGAGAAAGAAGAUUACCCAUUUCGAGCAAGAAUAAGUCGAGACCUUGAGG